Molecule: messenger RNA, 606 nt
Organism: Mesorhabditis spiculigera
Lineage: Eukaryota; Metazoa; Nematoda; Chromadorea; Rhabditida; Rhabditidae
Source: the annotation of a GenBank genome assembly
AUGACCUACACGCGUAGCUUUAGUCCAAACGGACUAACUCGACCGAACCCUGAUUAUAUGAUGUGUGGAGGAGCAUUUCAUGCAACGACAGCCGCAAAACUCUUCGCAAUGCACCAAUUCCUCUCCUGCCUCGUGUUUUCUGGCUUUAAUUUUCUACUCUUUGGCGCCGACAAGUAUUACCUCUCCGUAUUCUGUGUUGUAUACACUGUCUAUUCGGUGGUUGUCAUUUACGGCGUUUUCCUGGAAAAGAAGUCUUUCCUCUUGCCAUUUUUAUUUAUUCAUUUUUUUAUUGCCUUGGGUUUUGUGGCCGUUACAGCAACUUAUGCCGGGUUUGGCACGUUUACCAAUUUUAUCGCCGAUCAGCACCGGGAUAGCAAGCCGUUGAGGGAUAUUUAUCAUAUGCAUGCGUUGGAUCCGGAUAAUGAGCAUAUGCAAACAGUGGUCUCAUCGGGCCUUCUCUUCUUGCUGAUAAUCUCCACGGCGGUGCAGACCUUCUCGUGGUUCGUCAUGUUGAGGACAUACAAAUGCUAUCGAGACGCUGAUGAUACUAUUCUACCCGAAAAUGGAUACCAUCGAGGGAUCAUCGCCGACAGCGGGAACGAGUAU